AUGCCUCUCGAACUUCAACCCGCCACCGAAGCCGACGCGCGCCGAGCAGCCGAGAUUGAGUCUGCAGCGUAUGGGCCGAACCCGUUCAGCCAGAUUCUAUUUCCGGGGCCGUUCCCUCCGGAGGCAGUAGCCGGGCGCGGUGCUCAACUAGCCGCCGAGCUCAAGAAGGACCCUACGGUGCGCUGGCUCAAGGUAGUCGAUACGGAUUUGCCCGAAGGCGAACAGAUGAUUGCUUUCGCCAAGUGGCACAUCUACAUCGAGAAGCCGCCACAGCCAACGCCUCGGUCAUUUGGCUCAGGUUGCAACGCUGAAGCAUGCGAACUUGUAUUUGGAGACCUUGCGAAGUUGAGAUCGCGUAUCUGGGGCGAUAAGCACUGCGUUUACCUCUCGCUCCUCCACACCGAUCCUAAACACCAGGGCCGGGGCGCUGGUAGCAUAUUAACUAAAUGGGGUCUCGAGGAGGCGAAAAGGCUCAACCUUGUUGUAUAUCUCGAGUCUUCCCCAGCAGCUCACUCGCUAUAUAAGAGGCACGGGUUCCGCGAUAUUGAGGUCCUAACAGCCGACCUUAGUAAGUGGGGUGCGACGGAGGAACAUAAGACGUGGUCGAUGAAGUAUGAUCCGUCUGAGAUUGCUAGUUGA
Molecule: messenger RNA, 639 nt
Organism: Daldinia childiae
Lineage: Eukaryota; Fungi; Ascomycota; Sordariomycetes; Xylariales; Hypoxylaceae
Product: putative gnat family protein
Exons: 2
Coding region: 1-639 (212 amino acids)
Molecular function (GO): acyltransferase activity, transferring groups other than amino-acyl groups
Source: RefSeq, a predicted model, not a curated record